AUUUCCCACAAAGUACAAAUAGUAGUGAGGUGCUGAUUCAUACAUUAUUUUAUAGUUGGUUAAAAUUACAAAAAUGGAACAAAAAAAUAUUUUGUGUCUUUUCGACGUUGAUGGUACUUUAACAAAACCCGUGAACGUGAUAGAACCAGAAAUAUAUUCGUUUUUGUUAGAGAAGGUAAAGGCACGUUGUACUGUUGGUAUAGUAGGAGGCUCGGACUUCAAGAAAAUUGCAUUCCAGAUGAAUGGAAAUGAUGUAAUUCAUAAAUUACAUUACGUUUUUUCAGAAAAUGGUCUAGUUCAAUACAAACAUGGAAAAGAAGUUGGAAGACAAAGUAUUCAAAAUUUUUUAGGUGAAGAUAAAAUUCAGAAAUUUAUCAAUUUUGUCUUAAAAUAUCUCUCAACUAUAACACUUCCAGUUAAAAGAGGCACAUUUGUGGAAUUUAGAACUGGAAUGCUUAAUAUAUCUCCAAUAGGUAGAAAUUGUUCACAGCAAGAGAGAGAUGCCUUUGAAAUAUAUGAUAAUGAACACCAUGUAAGGAAGACAAUGAUAGAACAACUAAAAAAAGAAUUCCCAGAUUUCGGUUUAACAUACAGCAUAGGUGGCCAAAUUAGUUUUGAUGUAUUUCCAACUGGAUGGGAUAAAACCUAUUGUUUAAAAUUUUUAGAAAAAGAAGGCUUUGACGAAAUUCAUUUCUUUGGAGACAAAACUCAUCAAGGAGGUAAUGAUUAUGAAAUUUAUAAUGAUAAAAGAGUAAUAGGCCACAAAGUUACUGGUCCCUUAGACACCAAAAAACAAUUAGAGGAAUUGCUUAAUUUGUGAUUGUAAUAGGUAUCUUAUGUUUUUUUUGUAAUAUACUGUUAUUUUUUAUUAUAUACACAAUAUAUUAUAUUAUAAACAAAUUUUUGAUGUAAUGAAAGUUUUAAGAAAUAAAAUUAUUUAUAUUUUUUUAUUUU
Molecule: messenger RNA, 954 nt
Organism: Diabrotica balteata
Lineage: Eukaryota; Metazoa; Arthropoda; Insecta; Coleoptera; Chrysomelidae
Source: the annotation of a GenBank genome assembly